GCUGUAUAGUGGCGGGAGCGGAUUUACGAUUGGAUUUUCUGUCUAACUGAGAAUGAGUGAUGAAGUUGGGGCCUUGGUUUUCGACUUUGGAUCGUAUUCUCUCAGGGGUGGUUUUGCUGGGGAGGACAACCCAAAGGUUUUUUUUACCAUAAAUUAAUAUUAGUUAAGGUUGACAUUCCAGCGACACUUUGCAUUAUUGGGAAUGAAGAAGGUCUGCCACCUAAGAGGAUUGUUGGCCAUAAUAUUUUAGUCCCACGCAAAGGAGCAGAACUUCAGUCAUUUUUGAAAGAUGGAUUAAUUGAUGACUGGGAUGCUUUUGAGGAUGUCAUGAGCUAUAUGUUACACUAUUUAACACCCGAAGAAGCUAGUCAUCACCCUAUACUCUUUUCGGAGCCUUCGUGGAAUACAAAAUCAAAACGAGAAAAAAUCGCCGAGAUUUUGUUUGAAAAGUUCAAAGUCCCAGCAUUUUACAUUGCCAAGAAUGCUGCUCUUACUUGCUUUGCUAAUGGCAGGCAUACAGGAUUGGUUUUAGAUUGUGGUGCUAUUCAUACAUCAGCUGUUCCAGUAUACGAUGGUUUAGUACUAACUCAAGAAGUUGUGCGUUCACCACUUGCUGGUGAUUUUGUAGUACAACAAGCACAGAGGUUACUUCUGGACGAACUUAAGAUGGAAAUCGUUCCGUAUUAUCGGGUGGCAUCCAAGGAGCCUGUAAAUGAGCGUGAACCAGCGAAAUGGAAAGAGCGACCGAAUCUACCACCUGUUUCUUCAUCAUACGAAAACUAUAUGUUAAAAUGUCUCAUGCAAGAUUUUGUGGCAUCAGUUUUACAAGUUUCUGAAGAUCGAUAUGAUCAGAGUCAAGCAGACACUUUUCCAAUGGUUGGCUAUGAAUUUCCGAAUGGAUUCAAUUUUGAAUUAGGUCAUGAACGUUUUCAACUUCCUGAGGCUUUAUUCGAUCCAUCCAUACUAUUAGAAUCUGGCGGUAGUUCAAUGUUGUCAAUGAGUCAUAUUGUUGCCAGUAGUAUUAGUCUAUGUGACAUUGAUAUUCGACCGAGUUUAUAUAGUAAUGUUAUUGUUGUCGGUGGAAAUAGUUUGAUCACUGGAUUCACAGAUCGUUUACAAAGAGAUUUAAAUAUUAAAACACCACCAAGUAUGCGAUUAAAAGUCAACUUUCCUAGUACUGCAGCUGAACGACGUUAUUCCAGUUGGAUUGGUGGUUCUAUUCUAGGCUCUUUGGGUACAUUCCAACAGAUGUGGAUAUCAAGUCAAGAGUAUAGUGAAUUAGGCAAAGGCUGUGUGGAUAAAAAAUGUGCAUAAAACUGUAGACAUAUAUAUUUUAAACACGCGUAACUGUAGGAUGUUUUCUUCCAAGGACAAUGUGUAUUAUAUUUUUUAUUCUUUGUUUGAUCUUUCGCUUUUACCCCCUCUCCCCUCCCUCCGGUUUUCUUUCUUCUUCACGGUAUAAUCAUCUUAUUGUGUAUAAAUAAUAAACGGUGUCAUUUGCAUUUUUAUUAUUCCGUGUUGUGUCUUAAACACCUAAUAAUAUAAUAUAAUAUACAUGCAUUUAUUGUGCUUAUCUAAUCUAUCGUGUUCCGUAUUGUGUUUUCCUUGAAUUACAUAGUUAUUCACAAGGAUAAUAAUAUACCUUGAGGUAUGCUUUUCAGUAAUAUGUAUCUUGGAAAAUGGGGAACUUUGAUAUGUUUCGAUGAUUAAUACAUCUAAAAUGCUUUAAAAUGAAAUUUCAAAUCAUCGUGUAGAGCAAUCAUUUGUUUGGGAAUUCCUUCAUUGGGUG
Molecule: messenger RNA, 1789 nt
Organism: Trichobilharzia szidati
Lineage: Eukaryota; Metazoa; Platyhelminthes; Trematoda; Strigeidida; Schistosomatidae
Source: the annotation of a GenBank genome assembly